AUGGGAUCUUUCGACAUAUAUUGUGCAUUGUGCUGCGGCACCUUAUACGAAGUUGAGAUUGGAGGCAAGUCAAAAGAACAGCGCCAAGUGCGCCAGCGAUUAAUCGCAAGGAAAAUUCAGGAGCUCCAGGCUCAGAGUGAACGCAGCGGCCUGGCUAUGGUUGGUGAACAAUUGGGAAAUGAAAAGGCGGCACAAUAUACACAAAGUGAGAAUGUGCUGGUAUCUGAGGAGGAAGAUAAAGACUCUUGGGAAAUCCAAAGGGAAAUGGACGGCAACAGUGGCUACGAUCCAGACAUCGUUAGCGAAGAGAGUACUAAAUGGCUUCGGGUGGUACAUGUGCUCGGGUACAAUCCUACAGCGAUGGGACCUAGCAAGACCUAUAUUUCGGGCGAGGGGACGUAUUCUGAUUUUGACGCUGUUGAAUUUUCGCGAGGCGAUGAUCCAAAUGUUCCUCAAAACCUCAAUUCGCUGGACACAGAUUGUGUCUCCUGCUAUGGAUUCAGCGAUCUUUCAGCUUUUCCGUUUCAUUGGUGCUGCUUCGAAAUUCUCGUCCGGGUUCUUACAGGCUCUACGGAUAUAGGUCAAAUUGAUAAGGAUCUUCUUUACCACGUUAUGCUUGGGCUUUCUCCACAAUACUCACGAUAUCUGGAAAUCGAUUACGGAAACCUUACUGGUGUAGAGCAAUUUUGGGAUUGUGUUCCUGGAGAAGAGUAUUCUGUCACCCAUCCGGCAACCCCUGGUUUCGAAGAGACCCUUCGGAAAGCGACUCGCCAUCCCGCAUUGUGGAAACAGCUUAUGUACUGGGGAAUGCCUUGGUUCUGGGAGCUACAUAAGCUUGUUGAGGAAGAUAAUGUCACUGAUCUAGACUAUAAGAACCUCUACCUUUGGCUGAACAAGGCGACUAUGCCGGUAUAUGGUAUGCGUGGGCCGUUCUUGGGUAUCGCCAACCGGAGACGCAUCUGGUGUGCUUGCGCGCAGCUUGCAGAAAAAUAUUUCUUGUCUUUUCACCAACGGGAGAGCACAACUGAUGAAGACUUCAAUUCGGUACUGCAACAAAACCAGAUAGUGCAGUUACCAAUGGUGAAAUAUCCACAGUCAGACAUGGAGGUUAGAACUAUUAGCAAACAGUGGUUACAUACUCUGGAGGAAUUCAACGGUCGGUCCGCCUUGUUGGAGACCUUCUGGAGUAGUGACGAUUACCUGAUGGGUUUGACUGUUAGUUUUAGGACAAGCCGUCGGCCUUUUGGACGUGACGCAGCAACUGGGGGGGCUCAUCAGCAUGUUUUAUCCAUUGAAAGUUCUGAUUGGAUAUCAGGGCUUGUCCUAUACAUGCCUGUGAUGGAUCUUCUAGAUGCCCAUGCCUAUACAGCUGUCAAAGGUAUCGAGGUCAAUUUUGUGUCCGGGAAACAUGUUUCCAUAGGCUCUUGUGCAGGAAAUCAUAGGCCGUUCAUGGUCUCCGAGGAUCACUACCUUGUUGGCCUAGUUGGGCAAGCUGAAGAAGUAAACGCCCCUUGUCAAAGUAACAAAUUUUAUAUUCACGAUGCAAGGAUUGUUCCAGAAUCCGAACGCCCUUUCGGCCAGCGGCUCCUUUGGAGUUCAGCCGCAUCCCCAUUUGAACCGCGAGGUGAUCAACGACGAUUUAUUUGGAGUCACCCUGAUAUUCAAGUUUUGUCUCCCAGCUCAAUCGGAGAUAUGGGCCAUGGUGGUGUACCUACUGACCUGGUUCCGCACCAAUUCCUCAUGUGGGCAUUGCAUGGCGACGAGCUUCGAAAAUUAACUCGGAUAUCUGCCUACGUAAAAAAGGAUAUAACAAGCUCCGGGCCUAUGGAGUGCUUGCUAGGCUUAAGGACCGAAUACAUUCGGCGUUACUGGGAACCGAAACGAUAUAUGGGAGAGUUUCCCAACGAUGAUGAUGAAGAUGGGGCCCAAGAGGCUCCCGAUGGAGAGAUUCGCCAUUUUGACAUCGACGGCCCCAAUUCUGAGUACGUAAUCGGCAUUGAGAUUGCUACGGAGGGCUUCCUGAAAGCGAUCAGAGAAAAAGAUAUGCCAAGAAGCGCCGUGAUUUAUUCCCCCACCAAAUUCAGGGGUAUCAAACCUUAA
Histoplasma mississippiense is the source of this 2100-nucleotide messenger RNA. RefSeq lists its product with no specific name. The transcript has 11 exons. Bases 1 to 2100 code for a protein of 699 amino acids. The record is from RefSeq and is a predicted model, not a curated record. NCBI's taxonomy places the organism in Eukaryota, Fungi, Ascomycota, Eurotiomycetes, Onygenales, Ajellomycetaceae.